Closterium sp. NIES-65 is the source of this 786-nucleotide messenger RNA. The record is from the annotation of a GenBank genome assembly. Lineage: Eukaryota; Viridiplantae; Streptophyta; Zygnematophyceae; Desmidiales; Closteriaceae.
AUGCCUUUCUUCGCGUACCGUCCCCUGGCAAUCUGUACCUUAUCUGACAGCCCCAUCAUCAUCCCCAUAUCUGAUUGCCUUCUCCCUCCUGUGUCUCUAUCUUACUACUCGAAUUUUGUACCCUCCCCAUUUCCACGGUUAGAUCCCUCUCCAAGUGAACCCUCAGCUGCUUCCUCCCAGCCUGGAGAUGGUUUGACCAAAGGAGCAAUUGCAGGCAUUGCUGUUGCAGGAGGUGUGGUUUUCCUCAUGCUGCUGCUGCUGAGCUGGCUGAUUUGCAAGCAAUUCCAUGCCAAAGGGGCAGCAGAGGGAAGUGAUACCGGCAAGAAUGUGGGUGGCAAGGAUGUGUCAGAAGAAAGCACACUCCAAGCUGGUGUUAACAGCUUUGGCGUGGUGAUGCUGGUUGUCAUCUCAGCACGCAAGGCCGUGCAUGCGAGCGAGACCAGCCAGAUCAGUCUGAAGCAAUGGAUCGCCCCGUUCGUCGAGUCAGACGCCGUGACGGUCUUCAAGGACCCGUACUUGGACGCAUCAGAUGACUUGGUGCUGCGCUGGGCUCGUCUUGCCCUCUCCUGCACUGCCAUGCCUGCGGCCUCCCGCCCCUCCAUGAAUCAAGUGCUGGGGGAGCUGGUGAAGUUGAAGCAGGAAGCUUCCAGAGCACAUGAGAGCCAUGUGGGCGAGGCCAAAUCUCACACUGACAUAGAGCUUGGGAGUUCCAUUGGCUCCUCCAGCUUCACUGCUGAAAUGGCCCGUGCGGAGCGAGAGGGCAUGGCAAGUGGCUCUUCCACAUAA